This is a messenger RNA of Amaranthus tricolor (Joseph's coat), 1116 nucleotides long. RefSeq lists its product as uncharacterized. The coding region runs from base 1 to 1116 and encodes 371 amino acids. Lineage: Eukaryota; Viridiplantae; Streptophyta; Magnoliopsida; Caryophyllales; Amaranthaceae. The transcript has 2 exons. The record is from RefSeq and is a predicted model, not a curated record.
AUGGAAGCUGUCUCCAACAACGAUCCAUGGUUCACUACCAACAUUGAUGCAACUGGUAGAAAAUGUCUAAGUGCUUUACAAAAGUGUACUGCAGCUCUUCGUAUGCUAGCAUACGGGGUGGCUGCUGAUCAAGUUGAUGAGUACCUCCGAAUUAGCGAAAGCACAGCACGAAAAGCACUCAGUCAUUUCACAAAGGGAAUAAUCAACCAAUUUGGGCAACAUUAUUUGAGAAAACCAACACCACAAGAUUUGACGAGAUUAUUAACUUUUAGUGAAGAACGAGGAUUCCCUGGCAUGAUUGGUAGUGUUGAUUGCAUGCAUUGGGAGUGGAAGAAUUGCCCAGCAGCAUGGAAAGGGCAAUAUCAAGGCCGAGCUGGUGUUGCAACAUUAAUUCUUGAAGCUGUCGCCGAUCAUGACCUAUGGAUAUGGCAUGCCUUUUUUGGGAUGCCAGGUUCAUAUAAUGAUCUCAACGUGCUAUAUCGAUCACCUCUUUUAGUUGAUUUGUUUGAAGGAAGGGCACCACCUGUCAAUUUCACGGUGAAUGGAAAUCAAUACGGCAUGGCUUACUAUCUCACUGAUGGCAUUUAUCCUAAAUGGGCUACUUUUAUUCAGUCUAUUACUGAACCGCAAACAGCAAAAGCAAGGUUAUUUGCCCAACAUCAAGAAGCAGCAAGAAAGGAUGUGGAGCGAGCAUUUGGGGUGUUGCAAGCUCGAUUUGCAAUAAUUAGAAAGCCCUCACUUGCUUGGGAUGAAGAACGACUCUCUGAUAUAAUUACUUCUUGUAUAAUUAUGCAUAAUAUGAUAGUGGAAGAUGAAAGAGAUACAUAUACACACUAUGCUGAUGGUAGAGAGUUCAUGGGAGAUCGCCCAAAAGGUCAAUCAGAAGGUACAAGUGGAUUAAAUGAUGACUUUGAGUAUUACACAGAUAGAAUUGUUGAUAUCAAUCGAUACUUGGCAAAUAAGGAUGAUGUUGAAGAUCGACAAACACAUUUAUCCUUAAAAGAUGACUUGGUUGAAAAUAUCUGGCAAAAGUUUGGAGAGAACCGCAAUUUAUGGUUGGUGUUAGGCCUUGGUCAAAAGAACUAUGAGGACGAAAAAGAUGCUGUAAUGGUGUGA